Molecule: messenger RNA, 2676 nt
Organism: Cynoglossus semilaevis (tongue sole)
Lineage: Eukaryota; Metazoa; Chordata; Actinopteri; Pleuronectiformes; Cynoglossidae
Gene: trim71
Product: tripartite motif containing 71, E3 ubiquitin protein ligase
Exons: 6
Coding region: 302-1993 (563 amino acids)
Molecular function (GO): protein binding
Source: RefSeq, a predicted model, not a curated record
GCAUCCAAGGGCUAAUGUGGUCGAGUCGCGAACUGGAAGUGGCCCCCGAACCAGGAGUUUGAGACUCUAAGCUUUUUGCAGGAUUUUGACCUUAUUUAUCAGCACAAUUCCAAAUACCAAAGUGUGCGGCGUUUGUGCAUAGUAACUCGUAAAUCAACUGUUUGUUUUUCUUGACAGCGAAACCCCUUUCCAUUUUUUUGGAAAAGUAAUAACCUCCAAACUUGCUCUGCCCCAGGUGUUCCUGUUCUUCUGCGAAACCUGCUCGGUGCCUAUCUGUAGGGAAUGCAGCGUGGGCCGUCACAUGGGCCACACCUUUGUUUACCUACAAGAUGCUGUACAAGACUGCAGGGCCGUCACCAUCCAGCUGCUGGCAGAUGCACAACAGGGACGCCAGGCCGUGCAGCUGAGUAUGGAGAAGAUCCAGGCCAUGGCGGAACAAGUGGAGAUCAAGGCCAAGGUGGUGCAGACUGAGGUAAAAGCCCUCGUCCUCAGACACAAGAAAGCGCUGGAGGAGAGGGAGUGUGAACUACUUUGGAAGGUUGAAAAGAUUCGUCAGGUGAAGGCCAAGUCUCUGUACCUGCAGGUGGAGAAGUUGCACCAAAGUCUGACUAAGUUAGACAGCACUAUAGCUGCUGUUAGCCAGGUGCUGGACGAGGGUCACCACCUGGAUGUGCUGCUGGCGAGGGAGCGAAUGCUCACGCAGAUCCAUGAACUGAAGGCCCUCAGGGGUCUGCUGCAGCCACAGGAGGACGACCGCUUCAUGUUCACUCCUCCAGAUCAGGCCCUGUACAUAGCCAUACAGUCGCUGGGUCUGAUCAGCAGCGGAGCCUUCGCCCCAGUCACCAAAGCCCACGGGGAGGGUCUGAAAAGUGCACUUCGGGGCAAGCCCGCCUCCUUCACCGUGAUCGGGUACGAUCACGACGGCGAGCCGCGGCUGUCCGGCGGGGACGCGGUGUCCGCGAUCGUCAUGUCGGUCGGCGACGGCGGCCUGUCUGCGGCCGAGGUCACAGACCACCAGAAUGGCUCUUACACCAUCAGCUACAUACCAAAAUGUGAGGGGGAACACCUCGUGUCGGUGCUGGUGUGUAACCAGCACAUCCAGGGUAGCCCGUACAAAGUCCUGGUGAAAUCUGGGCGGAGUUACGGCUCACUGGGUUCCCAGGUGUCAUCGUUUGGAUGCGAGGGAGAGGGCGACGGUCAGUUAUGCCGUCCGUGGGGCAUCAGUGUGGACAAGGAGGGGUACGUGGUCGUGGCUGAUCGCAGCAACAACCGCAUACAGAUUUUUAAGCCUUGCGGUGCCUUCCACCAUAAAUUUGGCUCUCUGGGUUCUCGGCCCGGGCAGUUCGAUCGUCCGGCGGGGGUGGCGUGUGAUGGUCAGAGGCGAAUCAUCGUGGCUGAUAAGGACAAUCACCGUGUGCAGGUGUUUACUUUUGAGGGCCAGUUCCUGCUCAAGUUUGGAGAAAAGGGUACCAAAAACGGGCAGUUCAACUAUCCCUGGGAUGUGGCGGUCAACUCCGAGGGUAAGAUCCUGGUCUCAGACACCAGAAAUCACCGCGUGCAACUCUUUGCCCCGGACGGCUCUUUUCUCAACAAGUACGGCUUCGAAGGGGCUCUGUGGAAACACUUUGACUCUCCCAGAGGGGUGGCCUUCAACCACGAAGACCACCUGGUGGUGACCGACUUCAACAACCACCGUCUCCUGGUCAUCCGGCCCGACUGCCAGUCGGCCCGCUUCCUGGGCUCCGAGGGCACCGGGAACGGACAGUUCCUGCGGCCCCAGGGCGUCGCCGUUGACCAGGAGAACCGCAUCAUCGUGGCCGACUCCCGCAACCACCGGGUCCAAGUGUUCGAGCCCAACGGAAAUUUCUUAUGCAAAUUUGGCACACAGGGGAGCGGCUUCGGGCAGAUGGAUCGCCCCUCCGGCGUGGCAGUGACGCCUGACGGAGUGAUCGUGGUCGUUGACUUUGGAAAUAAUCGCAUUCUCAAAUUCUAAAAUAGAAUAGUUAUUUUGUGUCUUCUCUCGCUCCAUUUGUCCUUUUUGCAUUUUUUUUUUUUUUUUUUUUUUUUGGAUGAAGGAAAUGGAGGAGAGAGAAUAAAUCAACCGUCAAAAUAGUAGGAGAGCUCAGAGGGGAUUGAGAGCAAAUAAAAAUUAAGGGAAAAUAAAACUAUAGAAUACUAUUUGUUAUCAUUAACACUGAUAUUCUCCUCCGGCGUGUGACUCCGGCGUGCACGGCAGAGGGGACCUCUACAAAUUGAUAAUCAGUAGAAGAAGAGCCAUAUUUCCCUUCCUCAGUCUCAGCUGCUCUGAAUUCUCUCUGCACAGCUCUCCUUAAGUAUCCAUCUCAGGGAAUUAACUCGCUUUUCUUGAAAAAAAAAAAAAAAAAAAUCUUACAGCCUCUGCUCCACACCUACCUCAUUUAUGAAUGUACACAUAGUCACCGAGCAGAGGUUUUAGUCCGUGAAGUUUUACAAAGAAGAAAAGAAGUCUAACUCUAGAGUUUGUUAUUUAAGAGAGACGAAAAAAGAAGAAAAAAAAAAAAAACCACGAUAAGAGACUCAUCAGUUGAUAUUUGCACAGGAUUAAAGGAAUUCUUGCUGUGCAUUUUGAAAUGAGUUAAAGUUGAACCUCCUGAAUGUUGUUGCUGAGACAAUACUCAGACCACUGUAGAGGCUGCA